GGCGCCUCCGUCAGUCACGCAUCGUCCCGCCCCGCCCCGCCUCCACAGCGCGGCUCCAGGAAGCCGGAAGCGGCCGGUGGGCAGGAGGGAGAGCGGCGCUGGGUCAAAGCCGAGGCUGUCUAAUAGGAAAGUAAAGAUGCAGAGCACCUCAAAUUACCUCUGGCUAUUAUCUGACAUUCUAGGACAAGGAGCUACUGCCAAUGUUUUCCGGGGGCGACAUAAGAAAACUGGGGAUUUAUAUGCUGUCAAAGUAUUUAACAGUAUAAGUUUCCUUCGUCCCGUGGAUGUUCAGAUGCGAGAGUUUGAAGUGCUGAAGAAACUGAACCAUAAAAACAUUGUCAAGUUGUUUGCUAUUGAGGAAGAGACAACAACUAGGCACAAAGUGCUAGUUAUGGAAUUUUGUCCAUGUGGAAGUUUAUAUACAGUUCUAGAGGAACCAUCCAACGCCUUUGGUUUACCAGAAUCAGAGUUCUUAAUUGUGUUGAGAGAUGUAGUGGCUGGGAUGAAUCAUCUCCGGGAAAAUGGAAUAGUGCACCGUGACAUCAAACCAGGCAACAUCAUGCGUGUUAUAGGUGAAGAUGGUCAGUCCGUGUACAAACUGACAGACUUCGGUGCUGCCAGGGAGCUUGAAGAUGAUGAACAGUUUGUUUCACUCUAUGGCACAGAGGAGUAUUUACAUCCUGAUAUGUAUGAGCGAGCAGUUUUGAGGAAAGAGCAUCAGAAAAAGUAUGGAGCCACAGUUGAUCUGUGGAGUAUAGGGGUGACCUUUUAUCACGCUGCAACAGGGAGCUUGCCUUUCCGACCCUUUGAAGGACCUCGUAGAAACAAGGAAGUGAUGUAUAAAAUAAUCACUGGGAAGCCUUCUGGUGCUAUUUCUGGAAUACAGAAAGCAGCGAAUGGUCCAAUUGAGUGGAGCUGGGACAUGCCUAUUUCUUGCAGCCUUUCAAAGGGUCUGCAGGUACUUCUCACACCUGUCCUUGCAAAUAUUCUGGAAGCAGACCAGGAGAAAUGCUGGGGCUUCGAUCAGUUCUUUGCAGAGACAAGUGACAUACUGCACCGAAUCAUAAUCCACAUCUUUUCACUGCAGCAGAUGACCUUGCACAAAGUUUAUAUUCACAGCUAUAAUACAGCUGCUAUAUUUCAUGAGUUGGUCUACAAACAGACAAAGAUACCAUCUCAGAAUCAAGAACUUAUAUACGAAGGUCGGCGUUUGAUACUGGAGCCUGGCAGACUGGCACAGCACUUUCCCAGAACUUCUGAGGAGAAUCCUAUAUUUGUAGUAAGCAGAGAGGCUGUGAACAUCGUUGGAUUAGUCUAUGAAGAAGUUUUGCUUCCUAAAGUGCAUCAACGUUAUGACUUGGAUGGGGAUGCCACUAUGGCUAAAGAAGUAACACGUAUCGUAUGUUAUGCCUGUAGAGUUGCCAGUUCUUUGCUACUUUACCAGGAGCUGAUGCGAAAAGGAAUACGAUGGCUAAUUGAAAUAAUCAAGGAUGAUUACAAUGAAAUGGUUCAUAAAAAGACCGAGGUUGUCAUCAGACUGGAUUUCUGCAGCAGAAACAUUGAAAAAGCAGAGAAAAUAUAUGAGAAUUUGAUGCAGAUUAACUUGGAAUCGUCAGAAGUGGAUGAAAUUUCAGAGAUAAACACGAAAUUGUUGCGGCUCUCCAGCUCUCAGGGCACAAUAGAAUCAAGUCUUCAAGAUAUCAAAGCCAAACUUUCUCCCAGUGGUUUACUGGCUGACACCUGGGCCAAUCAAGAUGGCAUGCAUCCGAGAGACAGAAAUUGUGAAAGGCUGCAGACAUUGCUAUCUUCAAUCACAGAUAUUUAUUAUCAGUUCAAAAAAGACAAACAAGAACGAAGGCUUCCCUAUAAUGAAGAACAGAUUCACAAGUUUGACAAGCAGAAGCUGUAUUUGCAUGCUACCAAAGCCAUUGCUCUGUUCAAAGAUGAAUGUGUCAGCAAGUACGAUGCGUUUCUGGACAAGGCUGAGGACUGGACAAGGAAGAUGCUUCACACAAGGAAGCAGCUGCUGGCUCUCACCAACCAAUGUUUUGACAUUGAAGAAGAAGUAUCGAAAUACCAGGAUUAUAUAAAUGAGUUACAAGAUGCUCUACCUCAGAAAAUGUUUGCAGCUUCCACUGGGAUGAAACAUACCAUGAAUACAGUUUAUCCAAGUUCAAACACAUUAGUAGAAAUGACUCUUGGUAUGAAGAAACUAAAGGAGGAAAUGAAAGGGGUUGUUAAAGAGCUGGCUGAGAACAAUCAUAUUUUGGAAAGAUUUGGUGCUUUGACUGCGGAUGGUGGCCUGAGGAACGUGGACUGUAUCUGACUUUUAAAGACCCUGAAGAUUUGUACAUUUUUCAAAGGGAAAAAAUACUGAUGGGACAUUUAAAAGCAGAUAAUAAAUCUGUAUCCAGUUUGG
Messenger RNA from Coturnix japonica (Japanese quail), 2419 nucleotides. Lineage: Eukaryota; Metazoa; Chordata; Aves; Galliformes; Phasianidae. The record is from RefSeq and is a predicted model, not a curated record.